AUGACAACAACUCAUAACCAAGAUCUCAUACUAUUUGAGGAUCAUUCAUUGAUACCUGAAUCAAUCAUAAGUGGUGAAGAAUCAUAUUCAGCUAUAAUAUCGCAUCUCCAAGGAACUUCUCCAACAUGGUUAAUCAAUUCAUUAAUUGAAAACUCAAUUCAAAAUACAGCCACAUUAGUCAAUAAUGACUUAACAGUUAAGCAAACAGGUCGAUCCAAGACUAUAUUCAUCUCAUUCAUCAAUAAUAAAGACUAUUACUCCAAAGGCUGUAAAAAGAACGGCAUUGAUCUUAAUACAGUGACAGAUUUCACCUAUAUUGAUUGUUUUACUGAUUUAUUUACAAAGAGAAUAAAAGAUCCAUCCAAGGCAUCAUCUCAAGUUACUAGUCUCUUUCAAGAGUUGAAUGAAGUUAUAUCGAGUCAAACUGGUUCAAGAAAAGUUGUGUUUAUCGAAGCACCUGAAAUACUCUUAAGAGCUACUAAUAUCACCAGUAAUGAAUUAUUGAAUCAUUUACUUCAAUUAAAUAAAACAUGUCGACAAUUAUUUAUCAUCAGUGCCAAAGAUUAUCCUGAUUUGGAUGCCGCCAUGCCUGAAGAUCCUGUCUUCAAAGUAACUGAUUACUUUGUUAAACUUUUACAUAGAUCAAGUUUACAUAUUAGUAUUCAACCCCUUUUAACUGGAAGAGCAAAUGAUAUUACCGGAAGUUUAAUCGUUUCUAAAGGUCCAAUUUCUUACAAAUCAAUCAAUGUUAGUGAAAAAGAAUAUAUAUUUAAUAUUACUAAAGAUUCAAAUAUUAAACUUUUUUUUAGAUAA
Molecule: messenger RNA, 813 nt
Organism: Scheffersomyces coipomensis
Lineage: Eukaryota; Fungi; Ascomycota; Pichiomycetes; Serinales; Debaryomycetaceae
Product: Elongator subunit
Exons: 1
Coding region: 1-813 (270 amino acids)
Biological process (GO): tRNA wobble uridine modification
Cellular component (GO): elongator holoenzyme complex
Source: RefSeq, a predicted model, not a curated record